AUGCCUCGCUCGCCCGACUCUAACCAUGACCAGGCCUCGACCAACUACAAGGAAGCCUUCUCCCUCUUCGACAAGCGCGGCACCGGCAAGGUCGCCCUCGAAUCCCUCGGCGACCUCCUCCGCGCCUGUGGUCAGAAUCCCACCCUCGCCGAGAUUUCCGAUCUGGAGAAGAACAUCGGCGGAGACUUCGAUUUCGAGUCGUUCCUGAAGGUCCUCAACCGUCCGGGCGGGUUCCGCGAACCGGGCGAACCCGAGGAAUAUUGUCGCGGAUUUCAGGUGUUUGACAAGGAUAUGACUGGGUUUAUUGGGGUGGGACAGCUUCGUUACAUUUUGACGAACCUGGGCGAGAAGAUGUCGGACGAGGAGGUCGAUGAGCUGCUCAAGGCGGUUGAUACCAGCUCCGGCGAGAUCAACUACACCGACCUCGUCCGCACCAUCCUGGCCAACUGA
Aspergillus terreus NIH2624 is the source of this 450-nucleotide messenger RNA. RefSeq names its product putative cytokinesis EF-hand protein Cdc4. Gene Ontology annotation, biological process: mitotic actomyosin contractile ring assembly. Bases 1 to 450 code for a protein of 149 amino acids. Lineage: Eukaryota; Fungi; Ascomycota; Eurotiomycetes; Eurotiales; Aspergillaceae. Gene Ontology annotation, molecular function: calcium ion binding. Gene Ontology annotation, cellular component: myosin II complex. The record is from RefSeq and is a predicted model, not a curated record. The transcript is spliced from 4 exons.